This is a messenger RNA of Lytechinus pictus (painted urchin), 1040 nucleotides long. RefSeq lists its product as uncharacterized. The record is from RefSeq and is a predicted model, not a curated record. The transcript is spliced from 3 exons. Gene Ontology annotation, biological process: signal transduction. Lineage: Eukaryota; Metazoa; Echinodermata; Echinoidea; Temnopleuroida; Toxopneustidae. Bases 1 to 450 code for a protein of 149 amino acids. Gene Ontology annotation, molecular function: protein binding.
AUGAGAGCCGGACAAACCAAGGAACUGGAGGUCAAUUGUUCAUUCAGGUUGGAUUUCCCAAUUCCCCGUAGAAAGGAGAACGUUCCUCCACAAGUAGGAGUACAACACGGUGCAACAAGUUUACCGGCGCAGCAGACAUCAGAUGAAACCUUACGGAUCAAUCCAGCUCGAGAGAGGGACUUUGAUGACAUUCUAGAAACCGUUGCAGAAAAGGUUGCCUCACGUCAAGAUAUACAUGAUUUGGGAAAGGCUCUUGGCUUUGGACCAGAGGAUAUCGACCGUUAUGUUGAGGAGAACAAGAAAGAGACAGGCGUGUCGUGCAUGGGAACUCUUUCAAUGCUCCGUAAGUGGAGAAAAAAGCAAACAAAGAAUACAGAGCUGAAAGCCUUGCAGACUGCUCUAGAAGAGGCUGGUGAAAUCCGUCUCGCUGAUGAACUAUUUGGUGAAUGAUUGAAUGGACCUCAUGAUUUUUGUGAACUAUGAACUAUGUUGUUCAAUGGAGGAUUAGAUAGAGGCAGUCAGUUGGCAGGUCCUCAAAAAGUAGCUUCUUUUAUCCUAGUGAUAUUCAUGAUUAGAGGGUGUUUGCAUUAUUUUCAUGCAUUAUUUUAAUUAUUUCAAGUUGUUGUUUUACACUUAAUUUCUGUUUGAGCCAGAAUGAUCUUUAGAUUAUGAUAAAGCUGAAGAUCUUAGCUUUAAUAUGAUAUUAGUUUUAUAAGAAGAAGUAUUUUAGAUGGGUCACCAGCCAGCUUUUCAUAGGCCAAGUACAUUUAGCAGCUUAUUAAACAAGAAUACUUCACUCCGAUUUGUCAAAGAGACCACACACCCACGCAAAUUCCAACGUUUCCACACUGGUCAUCUGCAAGGUCACACGCACAAUGUGGUUACCUCUUCGAAUUACCCGCGCCUGUUGUUUUAAAAACAUUAUUCACCCAAUCAGAACUCUGGAUUUUAUGCUACUCAGAAAUUCCAGAAAUUUCCUCUCGUAUCUUGAUGGAAAAAGUUGGGUGCUGACCCAUCUAAGAGGUGCCACAUACAGAAGA